Limanda limanda (common dab) is the source of this 2545-nucleotide messenger RNA. Its product is annotated as protein rapunzel-like. The transcript is spliced from 3 exons. The record is from RefSeq and is a predicted model, not a curated record. The coding region runs from base 180 to 1358 and encodes 392 amino acids. Lineage: Eukaryota; Metazoa; Chordata; Actinopteri; Pleuronectiformes; Pleuronectidae.
AUAUACAUCCCAAAGAGGCUGGUGCUCACAGGCACAGCUGGACUACUGGAUAACUGGACUCUAUCCCACUGGAUAUUUAUCUAGAAAGUUUUCACCGUGUGGUGAGAGGAGCAGGAGAACGAGCCACAGGCCGACAACACUGCCACAGAACUAAUCAGCCUGGAACAACAUCAGCAAAGAUGGCAAACCAGCUGCAGAUGCUCGUAGCAGAGAGAAAGGACAUGGUGGAGACUGUGAUGGAGGUGUUUGAGCAAGGAGCCGAAGUGGUGGCCAGUAUCGCGGGUGACCUCUUCCCCAUUUUCGCCAUCGCCGCUCCGAUUGUCAAACUGGCUCUGGACAAUGUGGACAGCAAAGAGGCCACGUUCAUGAAGGAGCAGUUUCAGAAAGUUCGGGAGCGUCUGGAUGUGGUGUCCGAGGAGAUUAAGCGGAUCAACGAUGAGAUCAAGAAGAGCGGAAUGGAUACUGCGUAUUUCUCACUGGAGGAGAACAUCACCAAUCAGUUCAGGAAGUACAUGGACAUCCUUAACGCCAAACCCAAGUUCAGAGAAGUCAAGAAGAAGCUAUUCCUGGAUCAUUUUGCCAAAACGGGGGGCGACAAAAACCUGAACUCCCUCUUCAACGCUGUGACGGGAGAUAACUUCUCCGGGGAAUCUGUGCUGGAGAUCACCCUGAACUACGAGGAGAAAAGUCGCCGGCCGGUGGAGGACUUCUGCGCCAGACUCAAGAAGCUUUUCUGCAUCGGACUAAUCGCUCUGUUGGGCCACGCCGCUCUGAAGGGAUACGACGAGGAGGAUGCACUCCUGAAAGUCUGGGGUGAGAAAAUGACCACUAUCCAAGGUAAAAUGAACACUGUGAUCGAAGACUGCAUCGUCAGCUUCCCCAAACAGGCCGAGCUGGAUUCCCGUCGACUCGUGAGAGAUGAGUCGCACCUAACCAGUCAGCAGUUAGCUGAUGCUAUCAUAGAGAGCCUGAAGAAGAAGUACGACUGGGUCGGCUGGUCCGUGCGUGUAUUCAAGUCGCCUUCGGGCAUGUUCGUCCAGAAGAAGAAGGUUUUCCACUGCCCAACGGGGAAGAGUCGCUUCCAGGUCCCUUCAUCGGAUGAGAAACUCAAUGUCUGGGUGUCCUACAGCUCCUCGUCUGAGCCUGUGGACGGGAGUCGCAUCCAGCAGCUGAUCGAGAGUCAGAAGAAGGUCACGGUGAAGGCUGUAGCUGAGUUCCUGUUUGAGGAGUUACCCGGCGACUGCGUGGUCCACACGGUGAAAACCAGCAAGGACCUGGCCUGCUCCUGGAGCUUCGAGGACGAUCUCCACUACUGGGAGGAGCACAAUAACUUUUUCGUCUGCGUUCACUCCGCUUAAAGUUUCAGAUGCUCCAAAAACUCUCAAGUCACUCCAGUUGCUUGAUGUUUGCACAGAUGUAAUCACUGAGUCUAUUGCGGCCUCUCAUAUUACACAUUUUGUGCCUUAAUUGUCUUUUGUAAGUUAAUCUUUCUCCUUUUCUAAGUAUGUUUGAUAUUUGUUUCUUGCAGAGAUGAGGUGCAGAAACCAACAGGUUUUUUUUAUACUUCCUGAUCUCUUAUAGUUGUGCUUUGCUUCCUUCCUCAAAAGAACUCACCUCUUGUGACUUAUGUUCUAGUUUCCUCUCUUGGUAUGACAGUUGUGGAUUUGGAAAUUUGACAAUAUCGAAGCUAAGAGACUCUAUUUUUAGAUGAUUGUAUUUUCUACCGUAGUCGUAAAGUUCUGGAGGAUUUGCUGUUUUAUUACAGGGGGAUAUCCUGGGAAACAAGAAUCCAUCUGUCGUCCACAGAUCAUGUUUUGUAGUGAUAAGCAGUGACCUCACCCUGCUGCAGACACUCAGAGUCACAUUCACUCAAACCAAGAGAGAAAAUGGCUCCUGACGUUAACACAGACUCUAACAUGAGAACUUAGUCUUUUCCUCAUCUGAGAAAAAUAGUAAACCUCAUAACUGGCUGCAGGAAAGCACAAGAAAGAAAAAGGCCUCAAUCAACAUGGCACCCAUGACACUUUAUUUACAUUCCGAGGCGUUGUGAUGGCAACACACUGUUUACGUGCAGAUGCCUUUCAUAGCUGUGGUUGUGACACAUCCUGACUGGUGUGAUACUUAUACCUGCUCGAAAAAAUCUCUACUUCAUUUACUUUUUUAGAAUAUUUACUUUUUUAUUUAGAUUUUGGGGGAUUGUAUUAUCUAAAUCUAUAUAAUCUAACCACUGACACUGCAGAAAUAUCCUUUGCAUCACUGACCGGUUCUCUUUGUGUGUCUUAUUGAACACCACUGAAAUCGCUUCCUUUGUAUAUUGUGUUUAUUACCUUUGUUGGUUAAAUUCAUGUCUUUCGAACAAAUUAUCAUCUGUUAAGAACAAGCCCAAUAUUUACUUUAAUUACUUUGGGGUAAUGUUGCACCUUUGUCUUUUCAUUCUUCCAUUUGCAUACGUUGUGUUUGGGAUAUGAGUCGUCCAAGGUUCAAAAUGCUGUUGGUUCAGCAGUGAAUGUAAUAAAUCUUCAAAAUAAACUCAAGUUACACAUCA